UGAUUCUGAUCCUGGUCCUGACCCAGUCCAGCCCAGAGCCACUUCUAGUCCCAGUCCCAUAUCAGUCACAGGCACUGUCUUGUACCAGUCUCAGGCUCAGUUCCAUCCCAGUCCCAUCCCAGUCUCAUACCAGUUCUGGUCCUUUUCACAGUGCCAGUGCCAGUGCCAGUCCCAGCUCAAUCCCAGUUCCAUACCAGUUCUGGUCUCAGGCCCAGCCCAGUCAAACUCCAGUCCCACUAUCAGUCCCAGUUCCAGCCCAGCCCAGCACCCACGGAGAGGCAGGAACUCACAUCCGAGCCAUUCUGGUGGAGUUUCCGACAGGAAAACAACAAAGGCGUUGGACAGAGAGGACGGCGGCAGCGCCAUGGACUGCGAGGCCAAGAAAGGGAAGAAGGGCUUCGUGUCACCCAUCCGGCGCCUGGUGUUCCCCAAGGCUGCGCGGAGGACAGCGCUCCGCAGCAGUGUCUACCGGCGGCCGCUGCACUCGGUGCCGCUGUACCCCCCCGACUACCUGAUCGACCCCCAGAUCCUGCUGCACGACUACGUGGAGAAGGAGGUGAAGUUUUUGGGCCACCUGACCUGGGUGACAGCCUCACUGAACCCCUCCAGCCGGGACGAGGUGCUGCAGCUGCUGGACACCGCCAGGCAACUGAAGGAGCUGCCCCUGCAGACAACCCCGGAGCAGGACAGCAUCCUGAGCCUGUCGGCCCGCUGCCUGCUGCUCACCUGGCGCGACGAUGAGGAGCUGAUCCUGCGCAUCCCCACGCACGAGAUCGCCGCGGCCUCCUACCUGCGUGACGACGCUCUGCACCUCCUCAUCCUCAAAACAGGCCUGGGAGUGGACCCAGUUCCCGCUGGAGCACACCCCGAAGCGGCCCCGAUGCCGGAGGUUCCCCCGGCUGAGAAGCGCUCGGGGAGCGCGUGGCCGGAGCCUGGGCGGCUGGGAGGCGCGAUGGAGCGGCGGCACACCAUCUGCAGCCUGGACUGGCGUGCGGCGCGGGGCGGGCAGGAGGGCCGGCAGGGCGGCAGCCUGGAGAGGCGGAGGGGAGGCAGCUGGGAGCGGCGGCAACGCGGGCGGCCGUCGGGCAGCUGGGAGCGGAGGCAGCCGUGCGGCGGCAGCUGGGAGCGGCGGCGGAUCGGCACGGCGGGAGGAAGCUGGGAGCGCGGCACCGGCUUCGGCAGCUGGGAGCGGCGGCACCCCGGUGGCAACCCGCUGGACCCCCAGGAGCCGUGCCCCGACGCCUACUCCAACCUCGUCAUCCUCGCCGUGUCCAACAGGGAUGCGGCCGAGGAGUCCUGCGCGCUCAUCUGCCAGGUCUUCCAGAUCAUCUACGGAGAUCAGAGCAUCGAGUGCGUGGAUCGCGCCGGGUACCACUACACCUCCACGCCCACGCGGCCCUGGCUCUCCAGCAGGAGUGACAGCUGCCGCACCGACGGGACGUAUGGCUACGACGCUGACUACAGCUGCUGCAGCUCCUUCAGCAACGGUUCCCAUGAGACAUUUGAGGCGUAUUAUAGCGGGACAUCCUCACCCUCCUUCCACCAGUCCCACCACAGCCUGGCCACCGCCUGCAGCGGCAGCGACCAGAGCAGCGUGGGGCUGGAGCAGCUGCAGGACUACAUGGUGACGCUGCGCAACAAGCUGUCACCCCAGGAGAUCCAGCAGUUCGCCCUGAUGCUCCGUGAGUACCGGCUGGGCACGCCGGUGCAGGAGUACUGCGCUGAGCUCCUGCGCCUCUACGGGGACCGCAGGAAGUUCCUCCUGCUGGGGAUGAGGCCCUUCAUCCCCGAUCAAGACAUCGGGUACUUUGAGAACUUCCUGGAGAGCAUCGGCAUCCGGGAGGGCGGCAUCCUCACCGACAGCUUCGGCCGCAUCAAGCGCAGCAUGAGCAACACGUCGGCCUCGGCCGUGCGCAGCUACGACAGCUGGUCCCUGCGCUCUGAGUCUGAGUCCUUCAACCGCAUGAUCACCGACAUCACACACGACAUCGAGGCACUGGCGCGGGAUGAGGAGGAGGAGGAGGAGGAGGAGGAGGACAACUACCUGUGAGGGAGGCACAGGUCACCAUGGACGGGACAGGGCUCUGCUCUCAGCUGGGCUGGUGGCAUCUCAGGGCGGUGUCGGUCCGAGGGAGCCCUCGCCAGCAGUGCCAAGUGCUGUAAUUUUUGCAGAUUGCAAUUAAAUGAAUGAGAUGGGA
Numida meleagris (helmeted guineafowl) is the source of this 2198-nucleotide messenger RNA. RefSeq names its product CCM2 like scaffolding protein (gene CCM2L). NCBI's taxonomy places the organism in Eukaryota, Metazoa, Chordata, Aves, Galliformes, Numididae. The coding region runs from base 365 to 2050 and encodes 561 amino acids. The record is from RefSeq and is a predicted model, not a curated record. Gene Ontology annotation, biological process: heart morphogenesis. The transcript has 10 exons.